AUGCAAACCAGUGAAGUCACCACGUUCAGAACCACAGAAGCAAGUGAAGCCACUUCAACAGGUACCACAGAAAGCACUGAGCCCACCUCAACAAACACCACAAGAAACACAGAUCUCACUUCAACAAGUACCACAGAAACCAGUGGAAGCACCACAACAAGCACAACAGAAACCAGUGAAAACACCUCAACAGCAGCCAGCCAAACCACAUUUGUUACGAGAGAAACCAGUGAACCCACCUCAACAAGUACCACAAAAACCAGUGAACCAACAUCAACAAGUACCACAGAAACCAGUGCAACCACCUCAACAAGUACCACUGAAACCACUGAACCCACCUCAACAAGUAUCACUGAAACCACUGAACCCACUUCAACAAGUACCACAGUAACCAGUGAACCCACCUCAACAUCCACCACAAAAACCAGUGAACCCACUUCAACAAAAACCAGUGCAACCACCUCAACAAGUACCACAAAAACCAGUGAAACCACCUCAACAAGUACCACAAAAACGAGUGAAACCAACUCAACAAGUACCACUGAAAACACUGAACCCACCUCAACAAGUAUCACCGAAACCACUGAACCCACCUAAACAAGCACCACAAAAACCAGUGAACCCACUUCAACAAGUACAACAAAAACCAGUGGAAGUACCUCAACAAGCACCACCAAAACCAGUGAACCCACUUCAACAAGUACCACAGUAACCAGUGAAACCACCUCAACAUCCACCACAAAAACCAGUGAAACCACUUCAAUAAGCACCACAGAAACCAGUGCAACCACCACAACAAGUACCACAGAAACCAGUGCAACAAGUACCACAGAAACCAGCGGAAGUACCUCAGCAAGCACCACCAAAACCAGUGAACCCACUUCAAUAAGUACAACAGAAACAAGUGAAAGUACCUCAACAAUCAACACAGCAACCAGCCAAACCACAUUUGUUACGAGAGAAAUCAGUGAACCCACCUCAACAAGUACCACAAAAACCAGUGAACCAACUACAACAAGUACCACAGAAACCAGUGCAAACACCUCAACAAGUACCACUGAAACCACUGAACCCACCUCAACAAGUAUCACUGAAACCACUGAACCCACCUCAACAAGCACCACAAAAACCAGUGAACCCACUUCAACAAGUACCACAGUAACCAGUGAAACCACCUCAACGUCCACCACAAAAACCACUGAAAUCACUUCAAUAAGCACCACAGAAACCAGUGCAACCACCACAACAAGUACCACAGAAACCAGUGCAAGUACCACAACAAGCACCACAGAAACCAGUGUACCCACCUCAACAAAAACCAGUGAACCCACCUCAACAAGUACCACAAAAACCAGUGAACCAACUUCAACAAGUACCACAGAAACCAGUGCAACCACCUCAACAAGUCCCACAAAAACCAGUGAAACCACCUCAACAAGCACCACAAAAACCAGUGAGCCCACUUGUACCCACCUCAACAAGCACAAAAACCAGUUGAAUCACUUCAACAGGUACCACAGAAACCAGUGGAAGUACCUCAACAAGCUACAUGCAAACCACACCACAAAAAACACUGAACGCACUUCAACAAGUACCACAGAAACCAAUGGAAGUACCACAACAAACACCACAGAAACCAGUGAAGCCACCACAACAACUACCACAAAAACCAGUGAAACCACCUCAACAGGUACCACUGAAACCACUGAACCCACCUCAACAAGUACCACCAAAACCACUGAACCCACCUCAACAACCACCACAAAAAGCAGUGAACCUACCUCAACAAUUACCACAGAAACCAGUGGAAGUACCUCAACAAGCACCACCAAAACCAGUGAUCCCACUUCAACAAGUACCACAGAAACCAGUACAACCACCUCAACAAGCACCACAAAAACCAGUGAAACCACUUCAACAGGUACCACAGACACCAGUGCAACCACUGCAACAAGCACCACAAAAACCAGUGAACCCACUUCAACAAGGACUACAGAAACCAGCAGAAGUACCUCAACAAGCACUACCGAAAUUAGUGAUCCCACUUCAACAAGCACCACAGAAACCAGUGAACCCACAUCAACAAGCACCACAGAAACCCAUCUAACCACCUCAACAAGUACCAUUAAAACCAGUGCAACCACCACAAGCACCACAGAAACCAGUGAAAGUCCCUCAACAAGCGUACCACAGAAAACAGUGAACCCACGUCAACAAGCACCACAAAAGACACUGAACCUGCUUCAACAAGGACCACAGAAACCAGCAGAAGUACCACAGAAAGCACUGAGCCCACCUCAACAAACACCACAAGAAACACAGAUCUCACUUCAACAAGUACCACAGAAACCAGUGGAAGCACCACAACAAGCACAACAGAAACCAGUGAAAACACCUCAACAGGUACCGCAGAACCAGUGUACACACCUCAACAAGCACAAAAACCAGUGA
Messenger RNA from Carcharodon carcharias (great white shark), 2451 nucleotides. RefSeq names its product mucin-22-like. The record is from RefSeq and is a predicted model, not a curated record. Lineage: Eukaryota; Metazoa; Chordata; Chondrichthyes; Lamniformes; Lamnidae. The transcript has 10 exons.